AUGUUAACUUUUCAACAUGAUUCAUUAUUUUCGUUACAGGAUAUGAUCAUUCAAUCAAUCUGUCAAAAACCUAAAGUAAUUUUUAAUACACAAUAUUUUUAUUGCCUUCCACCAAAUGUCCUGGAGACAUUGAUUAAAAGGGAAGAUUUGAAAUUGGAUGAAAUAAUUAUCUGGGAAAAUUUAGUUAAAUGGUGCGUUUAUCAAUGUAAAUAUUUUGAAAAUGAUAAGGAUAUUUUUACAAUCAAUUUUAGUGAUAUAGAAAUAAAUACCAUUAAAAAUACACUUGAGAAUUACAUUUAUUUAAUUAAUUUUCAAGGAAUUUCUGCCAGAGACUUCAUAAACAAAGUGAUGCCAUAUGAAGAAUUAUUACCAAGGGAACUUAAAAAGGACAUUUUAAGAUAUCACAUGUUACCAGGCGUUGAAAGUCCGGACAGCCCAAGCUCAAACAACACGCCAGAACCUCCUCAAUCUCCUACGGCAUCAUUAAAUGGCGCAUAUAGAUUCGAAUUUGAUCAAUCAUUUACACGUAGGGUUAUCAGACCAAAAGGGUCCAUAAGAUGUUUCAAAGGUUGGGGUCCCAUAUUCGGUGAUUUAAAUGGUGAUAGCAAUGAUUUGGCCAUGACAAAUUUGGGUAAUUGGAGUUCAAGCAGUGGUUCUUACGAAAAUGUCGGAAUCCCUAAUCAUUUUAAAGUUGAGGAAUGGGAAGUAUUUCAGAUAAAGAAGAAGAAAGAAUAUGAAUUAUUAGGUAUAUAA
This is a messenger RNA of Funneliformis caledonium, 753 nucleotides long. NCBI's taxonomy places the organism in Eukaryota, Fungi, Glomeromycota, Glomeromycetes, Glomerales, Glomeraceae. The record is from the annotation of a GenBank genome assembly.